AUGGACAGGCUCUGCGCUGCUCAUCGCUGCUCUGCGCUGCUCUGCCCUGCCCGCACCGCCGGCCUCGUUACGCGCGCGCAGUCUGGCCGUGGUGCGAGGCGCUGCAGCGGAGCCGUGGGUGGUUUCGCCACUGCCAACUGCCGUGUGCGUUUGCGUGUGCGUACUGCGUGUGCGUCGUGUCUACUCGGUGUGUGUGCGUGUGUUUACUGUUUAUUGUUGAUCAACAAUGCCGGACCAAAACAAUACUCGCCACCACCAGUCCCGUCCCCCAACCACGGCAUCGGGGCACCUCCCAGCUUCCACGCCGCUAGGAUCCCCCCCAAUCGCGCCAUGGCAGCAAAUGAGGCCAAUCUUAGCAUCCUCAUGCCCGCUAGCUGGGGCUGCGUCAUGUUCAAUAGGGGGCUCUCCUCGCUGCCAUGGCCCAUGUCUCGCUUCCUCCUCCACCAUGCCACUCUCACCUUUGCCAUGCCCGUUGGCGCCACCGCUGCUUAUUCCCACGACAACACAGCCUUUCCUGGUCCACCAAUACUCCACCUGUCCACCAAUAUGCCCGCCCUGUCGCCUUCAAUAAUGCCCUGA
Bipolaris victoriae FI3 is the source of this 579-nucleotide messenger RNA. RefSeq lists its product as hypothetical. The transcript has 2 exons. NCBI's taxonomy places the organism in Eukaryota, Fungi, Ascomycota, Dothideomycetes, Pleosporales, Pleosporaceae. The record is from RefSeq and is a predicted model, not a curated record. The coding region runs from base 1 to 579 and encodes 192 amino acids.